Chelmon rostratus (copperband butterflyfish) is the source of this 972-nucleotide messenger RNA. Its product is annotated as P2Y purinoceptor 13-like. The transcript has 2 exons. Gene Ontology annotation, molecular function: G protein-coupled purinergic nucleotide receptor activity. Gene Ontology annotation, cellular component: membrane. Gene Ontology annotation, biological process: G protein-coupled receptor signaling pathway. NCBI's taxonomy places the organism in Eukaryota, Metazoa, Chordata, Actinopteri, Chaetodontiformes, Chaetodontidae. The coding region runs from base 1 to 972 and encodes 323 amino acids. The record is from RefSeq and is a predicted model, not a curated record.
AUGGUGUCCAACAGCACAGCACCCUCCUCCUCAAGCUGUGCUUCCUUUGACCUUCAGACCGUAGACGUGGCUAUCUCGCUCCUUUACUUCCUCCUGUUUCCCGUUGCGGUUCUGCUCAAUGUUGUAGCGGUGUGGGUGUCUUUGCACCUCCGCUCCACCUCUACCUUCAUAGUGUAUCUCAAAAACCUGGUGGCCUCCGACCUGCUAAUGGUGCUGAUGCUCCCGCCGAUGGCAGCUGGCAGGCUGCCUGGAGCAGCGUUUGAGCUGAGGGUGUUCAACUGCCGCUACUCCUAUGUGAUUUUCUACUGCAGUCUGUACACAAGCAUCGCUUUAAUGGGUCUCAUCAGCCUUGACCGCUUCUUCAAAAUCGUUAGACCAGGUGGAAAGGUGUUGGGGCAAAACGUGGUCUUCAGUCUUGUCACGUCCGCCUUGGUUUGGGUGGUGUUAUUUGUCGCAACAGGUAUACCAACCAUCGCUCUCACAGGCCAGGACCCUGUCAACACAAGAGACGAUUUUUGCAUGUCCCUGAAAAGUCCAGCUGGUCUGACCCUCCACAAGUAUGUGGUUCUGUCUAUGGAGACUCUCUUCUGGCUUGUCAGCAUACUGAUCGUGUUCUGCUACAUCUGUAUCACCCUGAGAGUCCUGCAGUCCUUCAGAAACUCCGGGAGCAGCAACAGCCACGGAAAGACUAAAACCAAGCUACGAGUCUUCUUGAUCCUUCUUGUGUUUUUCUUAUGUUUCGUGCCUCUUCACGUAACUCGCAUCCCGUUCACGCUUCAUGAACUCUUUGACAAUGACGACUGCACCGAAACGUGGAUGGCAAAAGUCCAUACAUUUGUCUUGUGGGUCUCUACCACCAACGCCUGCCUGGACCCUCUCCUCUACAUCUACCUGUGUCGGGAGUACAAAGACAAACUGUUUGACAUGAUGAAAGCUCGAGGGAUCAGUGCGGCCUUAUUUUCAGUGACAUAA